Candidula unifasciata is the source of this 1225-nucleotide messenger RNA. Lineage: Eukaryota; Metazoa; Mollusca; Gastropoda; Stylommatophora; Geomitridae. The record is from the annotation of a GenBank genome assembly.
UUGUCGUCAACCCAGCCAGUCCUCCAGCAGUCAGGCAGCAUCAUUGUCCAGACCCUCAUCAGCUCGCAACUGUCACAGGGACUCUGCUCCAUCAUUAUCAGAAGUCAGUUCUGUCAAACAGGCAUCCAGCAUUUCAAGUUCAGACCAACACAAGCCAAAGAUUCAGUCUCCAAAGAAAGAGGGCAUAUCACGCAAGAAGAAUUUUUUGCGGAACCAUGUGAAGAGUAGAAACAUUGAGCAGAGUGAAAUGGAAAGUUCGCCACCGAAAGAAAGAAGUGACAAGGAUUAUAAAAGACCAUCUCCUGAUCGGGAAAAGAACCACGAACAGGAUGUUCCAUUUCCUCAAAGUGAAAACAAAACACGGCCUCUUCCAGUACCGAGAGUCAAAGCCAGUGCAAGCCCUCCCCAGCAGAGACGAGACAGACUUGGGUCAGCCGACUUCUCUACCAGCUUGAGUGUGUCUAGUUCAACAGAGGACAGAGAGACUCCCAGAAGUCUGCCAAAUUUGUCUGCCAGACAAAGAAGAAGACAGCAGAUGAAUGAGUUUGCUGAAUCAAAAGAUAAUCCAAACUCAGCCAGGAUCAAAUUGAAACGAGCACCAGAAAGAACUGAAUCAGAUAAAGUCACAAGGACAGAGAAAAAAGAUUUGCAGGUGGAAGCCAUGGAUCCUCCUAGGCCAAAACCAACAAGACAGCCUUCUAUCCCUGACAGCACAAGUUCCUCUGAUGAGUUCCUAAAAGUUGCAGAAAAGGAAGGCCCCAGGGAAAUAGAAGCCAGAAGGGAAAAUAAGGAGAUCAACAACUUAAUCUGUCUCCUGAACACCACACUUCAGAUGAAUAAUACAGCAGAAAACUCAGAUGAAGAAGAAGAAGAAAGGGCAUUAAAACCUGGUAAAAAGAAGUCUGAAAGUUCCUUACCUCCCCCACAGUUGGCACAAGAGCCCACUCUGAAUCAUCAGAUUCACAAAUCUGUGUCAAUGCCUAGUGUUGAAACAUUAACAGACACAUCAAGAUUGAUGCAGAGAAUUAGAGUGCUGCAUUCAGACUGCAUAAAGGGCGUUGGUUAUCAGGCACUUAAGAAAGCCUAUGAAAUCCUGAACAAGAUAGAUGAAGAUGAAGUGGAGCCAAAACUUGUUGACCUUCUUGGAAAGGAAAAGUUUGAUGAAUAUGCAGGAAAAAUCUGGCAACUCAAGUUCUGUGAAGAAUCAUUGUUUAUAUCCUCAUGA